AUGGUCGCAGCCCUUGGGGACAAAGAAUGGCUGUUGAUGCACACGGACGACUUGUGUAUGUUUGAGCAGAAGUUGUGGGAAAUGCUUGUAGGGCCCGCGCCGCUAGCAUUUCUUGAAGCUUGCGUUUGGCAGCGGCGUGCUUCUCCCGCCUCCGCUUUUCAGAGCAUGGCUUACGUGUACUUUGCCUUGCAAUCCUCGGAUUGGCAGGAGAUCUUGGCUGACCUUCGAUACAUGAGCCCGGACAGAGUGCAGAUUCGCCACCGCAACACAUCAGGUGGGCAGUCACUGGCAUCUUCCCCUGCAGAGGAUGCCCUCUUGCGCUUUGGACGGAGCCUGAACUACAACCUUUCUGGCGACCACAACCGAGCGGUUAAAGGAGGGCACUUGGACUUUUCGUUCGCUGUUCUCCAGAUCCAGAUCUCCCCCGAUGCAAUGACCGACCCUUUUGUGCUCAACAAUGGGAAGGUGCGGGCUUCCGGUUUCCACUUGGGCAAGCACACCCCAUCUCCGGACGCUUUGGUGGGCCUGCAGGGGAGUGACAAGGAACCCAAAUGGUCAGUUGUGGUCAGGUCAGUGAUCAUGUGCGCCCAGACCGAGGCAGUUUGGACUUGCAGAGCCUCAGGCUUGUCCGUCCACGAAACACCGACAUGGACUGUGUAUGCGGUGCUGGACAAGAGCAGCCAGGACCAGCUGCUCAAGGACAAGUGGUGGGAGCAGAACCUGGUGAGGGACUUUGCUCCACUCUUCGACUACAUGCAGCGCAAUGUGCCCAAGAAGCUGCGACUGCCCUGUGGAUCAGGGGUGGUGCUGUUCACUGGCAAAGAACAGGCCUCUAUCAUGGCGUGCCUCUUUGAGAAGGAGGUGAAGACGACGCCCUACACUUUGGAGCUGGCCCUGCCAGCAGUGGCCAUUCCUACAAGCAAGGAGGACUUUUGCCUGACACUGGAUUCCUUUUCGAAGAUCCAUGCUCCUGUGGACUUUGUCGUCGCACGAGGUGCAACCAGCAUGACGACCCCGACGGUCGAGAUCGGCAAGCGACUGAUUAAGAUGUCCGUGUCUUGCUGUGCCGCCAAGACCUGUGUCACGACCGAUGGCUUGGGACCUCUGAUGAAGCUUGCUGACAUCGUGAAGCCACAUGACUCGGCAAGGACGGCAAAAGCGAUUCGCUCUUUGGAAGAUGAGGUCAUUGCAGCUGCAGUUCGGAUGAGCGAGCUGAAAAGCAAGCUCGAGAUCUUGAAGGCGACUGAGGACUCUGAGGACAAUGAAGCAUCGACUGGCCAUACGAAGGAGGCGAUUGAGGACAAGAAUCCGGCCAAGAAGCUGAAGCAGUCUGGGACGAAGCAUGACAUUGACAUCAUGUGA
Molecule: messenger RNA, 1362 nt
Organism: Symbiodinium natans
Lineage: Eukaryota; Dinophyceae; Suessiales; Symbiodiniaceae
Source: the annotation of a GenBank genome assembly